Molecule: messenger RNA, 2244 nt
Organism: Scheffersomyces stipitis CBS 6054
Lineage: Eukaryota; Fungi; Ascomycota; Pichiomycetes; Serinales; Debaryomycetaceae
Exons: 1
Coding region: 1-2244 (747 amino acids)
Biological process (GO): vesicle-mediated transport
Cellular component (GO): intracellular membrane-bounded organelle; Mon1-Ccz1 complex
Source: RefSeq, a predicted model, not a curated record
AUGAAUAACUACUUUUCCCAAUUUAUACCUCAAAUAGGCGGAUAUGGCCCUAAUCCCUAUUUGUUGGAUGACUCCAACUCUUCGUCUCAUCCACAGAUCCAGUACAUAUCUAUAUUCAACCCAACUCUAGCUGAUGAGAGAUCCGAAUCCAAUGAGGAAUUGUACAAACAAAUCAUCUGUUUCAUAUCUUCCAAAUAUGAAAACGAACAUAAUUUAAAUGUAGAUCAGAAAGUUGAACAAUUGAGAAUUGUAGGUCUCACUAGAGGUGUUAGUUCAUUUGCAUCCAAUUUCUGUAGCUCCAAAGGCGAGAACAAGACUACCAUCAUCAAGUCUUCCAAGUCUUCAUUAAUAUUAUUUCAGUUGGAGAACGAUUUUCAGCUUGCCUGCUCAAUUUCUCUGGUAGAAAACAAGAGCAAGUCAAACUUCGUCAAUCUGCAAUUGAUUAAGAUAAUCGAUACAAUGCACAACCAAUUUGUUCUUUCGCAUACUUCUUUGUUGAACGCACUAAAUAAGUACAAAGUAGAGGCACUCAAAGACAUGUUGACUGAUUACUGGACAGGCUUCAUAUCCGCAUAUAACAACCAGUACUUUAAUAUUCCACCAGGUCUUGUGUGGCCCAACAGUUUGAACUACAAGGGAUUUCUUGGAUUGAUUCCAAAUUCACAUACUACUAAAAGAACAUACAAGAAGUCGUCACUUUCAUUCAGCCAAAGCAUAAAGGCUGAGAUUGACCAAAUUUUACAACAACCCUAUAAUGAGGAAACAGAAUCAAAGAUACCGAAGGGUGUUAUAGUGUCCUGUUUCAACAAAUCUAACAUCAAGAAGUACGGGUUAAUUUAUUCAAAUAUAGCAUUCGAUAAAACUAUAAACACAGAAAAGUUUCUGAAAGACUCAUUGAUAGAUAUAUACAACUGGCUCGAAUUUCACGACUACCAUAAUAAGUUAGAAACCGAGUCCUUAACAAGUUCAAAUUCAAAGGGGUUGUUUUCCACAAAUUUGGAGUUCCCUGAAGUUGCUUCUGAUGCUACUUCGACUAUGACUAGCGAAGAGGGCACCUAUUCUGCAUUGGACAUGCUAAGUCCACGCAACAUUGCCAGUAACUUGGUAAUUCUGCCUCUUAACUAUACUGUUAAUAGCAUUUCAUCAUUGGGAAGCCAAAUAAAAACUAUUGGCAUUGGAUCUACUCUGGAAGAAUCUAAUGUUACUGAACGUGCUGGGUGGUUGCCCGUGCCUUCAAUUUUUAAGUCUCUUAGUUUAGGUGGAGGAACAGCUGAAAACGAAGAGCAAAUUCCUUCAAAUGCUUCACUUGAAGGAGAAGAAGACGACGAUGAGGAUUCUGGUCAUUUCCUUAUUGGAACGAAAGUUAACGAGUUUAAUCAUCAAAAGGAAAUUUAUAGAAAAUUGGUAUAUUUGAAUACCAAUGUUAGCGACCUACAAGGAAACUACACCCAGAGGGAAUUGGAGUAUCUGUUGGUUGUGUACGGUAAAGAUGACAUUUAUAUCACACUAGUUUAUGAUUCUUCAAAUCCUGAACUCGAUAAUGUAGAUUUCUAUGAGGAAUUAGCGGAGGAUACACUCAUUCCAUCGAUAAAUGAAAUCAACAACUCCAUACUAGGAGGAAGCAUGAUGGGUGGAAGUGUUGCGUCGCUUAAAUCAUUGAAAGGAAUUCUCACUACUGAUGAUAUUGAUAGUGACUUUUUCUUUGUGGCAUAUGAUGGAGAUGAAGGAAGCAUCAAGUCUUCAUUGCCAUUUUUGCCGAUUAUUAAAGUCAAUCUUGACGAGCCGCUGAAUAAGUCUGUUGUUAGAUAUCAAAGUGCAAUAUAUUACUUGCAUGAUCAACUAGCUUCUAUCUUUCUAAUGCAGAGCAACAAGGACUUCUUCAGCAACAACAUGAUGAAUGAAUACUUCCACAAGUUUACAAGCAACAAACUUAACGACUGGAUGUUUUAUUUCAUUAAACACAACAACAAAUACAUUAUCGUCAUAAAGAAUCAUAAUCAUAAUGCUAAAUCAGCCAAAAGGAAAAGCGUCACAGCUAUAAGAGCACAGAGUCUUGUUUCUUCUCCUGCAACUGUUGCUUCUGAUCCAAGUAAUAACAUUGCAAACAAUGUCAAUGGUCCAGGAUUACUAAAUAGAAUUACAGACGGAGUUGCUGAUUAUGCCCAUCUAGGGUUUCUUGACAACUUGGGCGAUGACGUCAAGUAUUGGCUAGCAGGUUUCACGCAUGGAGAUGAAGCAUCUUGA